This is a messenger RNA of Nerophis ophidion (straightnose pipefish), 995 nucleotides long. It is a transcript of the gene batf, whose product is annotated as basic leucine zipper transcription factor, ATF-like. Gene Ontology annotation, biological process: regulation of transcription by RNA polymerase II. Gene Ontology annotation, cellular component: nucleus. Lineage: Eukaryota; Metazoa; Chordata; Actinopteri; Syngnathiformes; Syngnathidae. Gene Ontology annotation, molecular function: RNA polymerase II cis-regulatory region sequence-specific DNA binding; DNA-binding transcription factor activity, RNA polymerase II-specific. Bases 230 to 574 code for a protein of 114 amino acids. The record is from RefSeq and is a predicted model, not a curated record. The transcript has 4 exons.
UUGAGGCUUUACCCGAAACAUGCAGUUUCACCCUGCAAAAAACAACGAGGAAGGGAAUGUCCACGAUGUCAUUUCCACUUCUCAGACGUGUGUGUGUGUGGACUUUACACCAUGACCUGCUUCUUUUCCACCCAGGCAACUUUCUUUGUCUUAUCUAGAAACCACAUCAGACUCUGCCAACCAGACUGAGAGAAAGAAAGUGAAAAAGAGCGAGCGGUCGCUGGUGGCCAUGGCUCAGGGCUCUGACAGCAAUGACACCAGUUACAGGUCACCGUCACCUGGAGGGAGGCAGGGCUCCUCGGAUGACAUGAAGAAGGUCAUGAGGCGAGAGAAGAACCGCAUCGCCGCUCAGAAGAGCAGAAUGAGACAAACUCAGAAAGCCGACAGCCUCCACCUGGAGAGCGAGAACUUGGAGAAGGAGAACACGGCGCUGAGGAAGGAGGUGAAGCAGCUGACGGAGGAGGUGAAGUAUCUGUCCUCCGUGCUGAGCAGCCACGAGCCCCAGUGCGCGGGCCUGACCCCGGCCGGCCUCCUGUACCCGCCUCACCACCACGCCGCCUACCACCAGCACUGACCGCGGGCGCCCUCGAGAACUAUUUACAGAGCGGCUGCAACGUGGCCCGCACGACUAACAGAAGAAAUGACUUUUUUUUUGUGUUUGUUUGCAGUUUGUGAUGAUUCAAUUUGGACAGAGUAAGUCAAGUGGAUUGUGCCGCAGUACCUCAUGUUGUUGCUAGGGGUAACCAAACAUGUUUACAUUGCCAGGAGAAACUAAUCUGUGGCACAGGAUUGCUGUCCUAAAUUGUUUUUUUUUUUUUUUUUUGCUCACGUCCUGUUUGUUUCUGUCAGGUUCUUUUGUGUCGUCUGCUACCUAACCUUUCACAGCUCAGGAGAUUUGUAUUUUUGUAGGACCCAUUUUGAUUGUUUGACACAGCGAAUGUAAAGUUGAGCCAAAGUUUGAGGAAAGGAGAUAUUUAUUAAAUGUGAUGCCUUCA